This is a messenger RNA of Helianthus annuus (common sunflower), 1824 nucleotides long. RefSeq names its product bZIP transcription factor 46. Gene Ontology annotation, biological process: positive regulation of DNA-templated transcription. Gene Ontology annotation, cellular component: nucleus. The coding region runs from base 243 to 1514 and encodes 423 amino acids. The transcript has 5 exons. Gene Ontology annotation, molecular function: DNA-binding transcription factor activity. The record is from RefSeq and is a predicted model, not a curated record. NCBI's taxonomy places the organism in Eukaryota, Viridiplantae, Streptophyta, Magnoliopsida, Asterales, Asteraceae.
UAGAAAGUGAAGCACACGGACCAAUUGUCCACUCCAUUAAACCGCACCAAGAUUCUAUAUUAGUCUCAAAAGCUCACGGACCCUUCCUUCCUUCCUUCUUCACCACCACUCCCGAUUUGGCCACUCAUCUGCUUAUUAUUUUUAUUACUUUGUUCGAAGCCACACAUUCCAUAACAGAUUCAUUGAGGUUUAAUUCCUAAAGAUUGGGAUUCCGAUUGUUUGGGAUAGUUUAAGAUAGAAUUAUGAACUACAAGAACUUCGGGAACCAACCUGCGGCUGCAGCGGAGGUUGGCGGCGGGGGAGCAAGGCCACCGGGGAGCUUCCAUUUAGCUCGACAAGGGUCAAUAUAUUCAUUGACUUUUGACGAGCUACAAAACACUAUGGGUAGUAGUAUCGGUAAAGAUUUCGGGUCUAUGAACAUGGAUGAGCUGCUAAAGAGCAUUUGGAAUGCUGAAGAGGUUCAAACAACGGGGAAUAACGCCGCCAACGGUGUGCAAGAAGGUGGCGGUGGUGACGGUGGAGGGGUUAUACAACGGCAAGGGUCGUUAACCCUUCCGAGAACUUUAAGCCAGAAGACGGUGGAUGAAGUUUGGAAGGAUAUAUCGAAAGAGUUUAAUGGUUUCGGUCAACCGAAUUUGCCACAACGACAGCAGACUUUGGGGGAGAUGACUCUCGAGGAGUUUUUGGUCAAAGCGGGGGUCGUAAGGGAAGAAACUCAAGCUCAACUAGCUAAUAACCCGAAUGAUAACGGGUUGUUUUCGAAUCUAACAAAUUCCCAAAACAGUCCUGGUUUCGGUACUAUAGGGUUUCAACAGGGUGCGAGUAGAAACGCGGUGGUGAACGUGAACGUCAACAACAGCAAUCAGAUUGCGUUUCAGUCGUCUAACUUACCGUUGAACGUUAACGGAGUUAGAUCUACUGCACAGAAUCCGCAACUGUUUCCGAAGCAAACUAAUAUUUCGUAUGGCGCUCCAAUGACGGUACCUAGUAGUAAACCAUUGGGUAGUCCGGUAAUCCGGAACGGGAUCAUGGGUGUGUCGGAUCCGAUGAUGAAUAAUAAUAUCGUUUCUAGCGGUGCGUUACAAGGUGGGGUGGGGGGUAUGGUGGGGUUAGGGGUGCCCGGUGCGGUUGCGGUUACUGUCGGGUCGCCGGCAGUUUCGUCAGACGGAAUGGGGAAGAAUAAUGGAGAUACAUCGUCGGUUUCGCCUUCACCUUAUGAGUUUACUGGGAUUGUAAGGGGUAGAAGAAGCGGGACGGUUGAAAAGGUUGUUGAACGAAGACAGAGACGAAUGAUAAAAAACCGCGAAUCAGCUGCUAGAUCGCGAGCUCGUAAGCAGGCAUACACUAUGGAACUGGAGGCCGAAGUGGCAAAACUGAAAGAACAGAAUCAAGAAUUGAAAAGAAAGGCUGAGAUGAUGGAAAAGCAACAGAAUCAGCAGGUUAUUGAAAUGAUGAGCACACAGCCUGGAGCAAAACGUCGCAAUCUGAGAAGGACACUGUCCGGUCCAUGGUGAAGCUGUGAGGUCCGACAGGGGUAAAAUGGGAAGAAGCUAAUGUAUCUGUACAUAUUUCUUAGAAACAGGUUUUAGAGUUAGAAUUCUGUAAGAUGAAUUUUAAGUUAUUUAAACCCCAUUGUCACAUGAAGCAAAAAGUAGAGGACAAUACAAGGUUAGGUUACAUAUUUGUAGGCAAAACCAGGUUGUUGCCAUGAGUGUUCCAUGUUUUGUCGUUGUGUUUUGUUUUUCAUUGUAGACUAACCGUCAUUGUGAAAGUGGCUUUUGGGCCCACUUUAAUUUGCAAUAAAAGCCAUCAUCUUUUGCCCAA